Molecule: messenger RNA, 657 nt
Organism: Ostrinia nubilalis (European corn borer)
Lineage: Eukaryota; Metazoa; Arthropoda; Insecta; Lepidoptera; Crambidae
Product: protein FAM107B
Exons: 4
Coding region: 252-629 (125 amino acids)
Source: RefSeq, a predicted model, not a curated record
AUCAAGCGAAGGACCGUGAUCGGUAGUGUUGGUGGAAAGAAACGUGUUUAUUUUUUCGUAAAUCGAUGUUAAAUUAUAAUUUGCCAAAAUUAUAAAUUUGAUGCUAUAGAACACUCUGUGAAUACAUUUACGACGGCCUAGUUGCCCAGGACAUUUUUUCUUGACAAGUUCUAUCAGUGAGCGCGCUGAGCGCGACAAGCGGCGUCAGCCUGGGUCCGUUAGUGCCGGAGUCAGUCCCUGGCGCGGACGAGAUGGUGCAGGAGGGCGAGGGCGCGGCCGACGGCCUCAUCGCGCCCCGGCGGCUGCCCAACCCGUGCCUCGAGAGCCCUCAGCGCAUGGACCUGCACAGGGAACUACUCUUUAACCAGAGGAUAGGAAAAAAUGUUCUGAAUCAAAAGACCGAGCUGCAAAAGGCGCUCUCGAAGCACAAAGAGAAGCAGAUCUUGAAUCAAGUCCGAGAACACAGAGAAACCCCAGAACUAGAGCGCGCCAUAGCGGAGCGCGCGAGGCGGCUCGAGCAAGCGGAGCAGAGCGGAGAGGAAGCGGAGCCGGGUACCAGUCCCGCGCUGCAGCAGAUUCGGGCGCGUCUCCGCCACGCCGCGCCCGCGCCCGCCGCCUCCGCGCACUAGGUAACCGGGACUUGGUAACCGGGACACG